This is a messenger RNA of Etheostoma cragini (Arkansas darter), 2064 nucleotides long. RefSeq names its product HemK methyltransferase family member 1 (gene hemk1). Gene Ontology annotation, molecular function: nucleic acid binding; protein methyltransferase activity. Lineage: Eukaryota; Metazoa; Chordata; Actinopteri; Perciformes; Percidae. Gene Ontology annotation, biological process: protein methylation. The record is from RefSeq and is a predicted model, not a curated record. The transcript is spliced from 12 exons. Bases 229 to 1311 code for a protein of 360 amino acids. Gene Ontology annotation, cellular component: mitochondrion.
GGUAUCUGAGUAGCGUGUCAUCUGGCUAUAUUAUGUGUUCAUUUAGGGUGAUACAAUCGAAAGUAACUAAUAAUUUGAAGUAAACAGUAUAACAGUAUACAGUAAGGGCGCCUCGAGAACAGCUGAUGGCUACACAAACUAUAUUUCUUUAAAACUAAAAGAUGAAUGAUGUAAAGGGGGGUUGUUUAGAUUAAUCAUGUGGCGAAGAUCUCUGAGCUCAGGCUACAGAUGCUUUGGCGGCAGGAGUGUUGGACCAAAGUUGUUUUACAGAAUAUGGGUCUGGCAGUGGCAGCACAGUUUCAAAUUGUUUCUGGACUAAAGGGACUUUGGAGCUCUCAUGCAGUGCAUUCAGGCAGCGCCCCAGCCUUACCUGCAGGAGGUAUCACUGCACUUGAAGCGGUGAAUUUAUGGAAGAGACACUUUGCCGAGAGAGGUGUGACGGAGCCGGACCACUCUAGCCAUUACAUCAUUGCUCAUCUGUUUGGGGCAAAAACUCUAGAAAGUCUUGAUCAGAGGAGAUUAACAGAGUUUCUCAGUCCAGAAAAAACUGAGCAGAUGUGGAAGCUCUGCUCUAGACGCCUAUCCAGAAUGCCUGUGCAGUAUGUGAUUGAGGAGUGGGACUUCAGAGAUCUGACACUGAAGAUGAGACCUCCUGUGUUCAUACCAAGACCUGAAACAGAGGAGUUGGUUGAACUCAUGCUCUCUGAUCUGGAGAUGAAGCUGGGGACUGGAGCCGGUGCAGACGCCCAGCAAACAUGCUUGGAAGUGGGAUGUGGCUCCGGUGCCAUUUCUCUUAGUCUGCUGACCAGUCUGCCUCAGCUCAAAGCCAUUGCCCUGGAUCAAAGCCAAGAUGCAGUGGAUUUAACAGGGGAGAAUGCGUUAAGGUUGGGGCUUCAGGACAGAUUACAGAUUCAUCAUUUAGACGUAAUGAAAGAUGCAGAAACUCUGUUGAGCCUCUGUAGCGAUGUCUCAGCUUUGGUCAGUAACCCCCCGUACCUGUUCUCAGAGGAUAUGACGACGCUGGAACCUGAAAUAUUUCAAUUUGAAGACCAUGCUGCUUUAGAUGGAGGUAAAGAUGGCCUAAAUGUGAUCAAACAGAUUUUGACUCUGGCUCCAAAGAUCUUAUUAAACCAUGGCCGUGUUUACUUGGAGGUGGACCCCAGACACCCCCUGCUCAUUCAGCGCUGGGUGGAGGCAAAUGUGCAAGAGAUGCAUUAUGUGGAGACACGAGAAGACAUCACCGGCAGGCCACGGUUCUGCAUCCUUCGUAAAGAGAAGUCAAACAAGGAACACAAGCUGGAUUUGGAUUGAGAAGCUGAGAUCCUAUUACACUAGCUUUAGCCCUAUGUCACCACAGCCUCAGCUCCCCUACCCCCACUGAGCCGCCCAGCACGCGUUUGCAUCACUCAAAAUUGAGAAUUUGUAGAAGCUCAAAUCAUUUUCAUGUUACUGUUGCACUUUUAAUCUGCUAAUGGUUGUGGUCGUAUUUGAACAAAAUAGCACAUGUGUGCGAGAUGGCAAUAAAGCAGGCUCAAAGCUGAAGGUAAUUACCGAGACUUUUCUUAGAACCCUCCCUCUCAGAAUCUCACCCUCCUCCCGGGAAGCACUCAGUAGUUCUGUGAAUCUGCUGAUGAACAGUCCUCCCCUUCGCUUGUUCACUCGCUGACUCAGAUGCAGGCUGUACGCAUUGUUGAGCAUAAAACAUGAACGCAGGCCCACACACACACACACACACACACACACACAAUGUGGCCUUUACUUCCUCUCACAAUCUUCGUCCCUCACACACUUAAAGCUCAAAGGCCACAAAUUAUUUGUGUUUCAAAGGUGAUUUGAAGUCGAAAAUAUUUCGUAACAACUGUACCCUGAGUAAUACUGGCAUUUUAAGAGAAAUUGAUUGAAAGGACAGCAAGUUAGUCUCUAAUUGGUUAUUUUAAUAGAAAAUGUACAUAUGUAAAAGGUAGAAAAAAAUGUUUUACUGAGAAAAAUAAAAAGGCGCAAAAGAUGUCUCAAUGGAAUCAGCGUACUUCUUAGGAACACUAUGUACAUCCAGAACUGAUGAGG